Molecule: messenger RNA, 1567 nt
Organism: Nanorana parkeri
Lineage: Eukaryota; Metazoa; Chordata; Amphibia; Anura; Dicroglossidae
Gene: LCK
Product: LCK proto-oncogene, Src family tyrosine kinase
Exons: 12
Coding region: 19-1551 (510 amino acids)
Biological process (GO): T cell differentiation; protein phosphorylation; B cell receptor signaling pathway
Cellular component (GO): extrinsic component of cytoplasmic side of plasma membrane
Molecular function (GO): signaling receptor binding; ATP binding; non-membrane spanning protein tyrosine kinase activity
Source: RefSeq, a predicted model, not a curated record
GAUCUUUAUGCAGGUACAAUGGGGUGCGUCUGUAGCUCUGAAUAUGAAGAUGACUGGAUGGAGAAUUUUGAUAUUUGUGAAAACUGCCAUUUGCCACGGGAAAAGUCACAAGUGAGUAUGAUACUACUUGAGAUGAUCACACGAUAUGAUGUACAGGAUCCACUGGUUUCUUAUAUGUCCCAACCCCCUCCAAGUUCUCCAUCUCACGAUAACCAGGUGGUAGGUUUAUAUGACUAUGACCCUGCUCAUGAUGGCGACCUUGGCUUUAAGGCUGGAGACAGGAUGCAGAUUCUGGAAUUAAAUGGUGAGUGGUGGAAAGCCAGGUCACUGUGCACAGGAGAAGAGGGACUGAUACCAUACAACUUUGUGACAGCUGUAAGCGGAAUAGCCUCGGAGUCCUGGUUUUUCAAGAACCUCGGUCGGAAAGAUGCAGAGCGUCAGCUUUUGGCUCCAGGAAAUCAGCAAGGAUCAUUUCUUAUAAGAGAGAGUGAGACCAACCCAGGAUCUUACUCUUUAUCUGUGCGAGAUCUUGAUCAAAAUCACGGAGAAGUAGUAAAACAUUACAAGAUUCGGAACAUGGAUGAUGGCGGUUUCUACAUUUCUCCGAGAAUAACUUUUAAAACCAUUCGGGAACUUGUGCAACAUUAUUCAGGUUCCUUGGAUGGCCUGUGUACAUUGCUAAAAGAGUCGUGUCAAACUCACCGUCCACAAAAACCCUGGUGGGCUGAUGAAUGGGAAAUCCCUCGCAACAAACUGCAACUUGUAAAAAAACUAGGUGCGGGCCAGUUUGGAGAAGUGUGGAUGGGGUAUUAUAACGGACAUACGAAAGUUGCCAUAAAGAACCUUAAACAGGGCACCAUGUCACCAGAAGCAUUCCUGGCUGAGGCCAAUCUUAUGAAACAACUACAGCAUCCCCGACUGGUCCGAUUACAUGCUGUGGUGACCCAGGAACCUAUUUAUAUUGUGACAGAAUAUAUGGAAAAUGGGAACUUGGUCGAUUAUUUGAAAACAACACAAGGCCUCAAACUAAAUGUAUAUAAACUUAUAGACAUGUCAGCUCAGGUGGCAGAAGGAAUGUCAUUCCUGGAACGCAAAAAUUACAUCCACCGUGAUCUGCGGGGAGCUAACAUCCUGGUAUCAGAGACCCUGUGUUGCAAAAUUGCAGAUUUUGGGUUAGCUCGUAUAAUAGAGGACAAUGAGUACACAGCCAGAGAAGGUGCCAAAUUUCCCAUAAAGUGGACAGCUCCAGAAGCAAUAAAUUAUGGGACAUUUACAAUUAAGUCAGAUGUAUGGUCAUUUGGUGUCCUUCUGACUGAAAUCAUCACAUAUGGGCGCAUUCCAUAUCCUGGUAUGACAAAUCCUGAAGUGAUAGAUUAUCUUGAGCGUGGAUAUCGCAUGCCACAGCCUGACCAAUGCCCAAAGGAACUUUAUGAGUUAAUGGUUCGGUGCUGGAACGAACGUCCUGAAGAAAGGCCCACCUUUGAAUUCCUUCGCUGUUACCUUGAAGACUUCUUCACAGCUACAGAGGGCCAGUAUCAAGCACAGCCUUAACAAAGCAUCCUUUAAC